Molecule: messenger RNA, 3029 nt
Organism: Pungitius pungitius (ninespine stickleback)
Lineage: Eukaryota; Metazoa; Chordata; Actinopteri; Perciformes; Gasterosteidae
Product: zinc metalloproteinase-disintegrin-like batroxstatin-3
Exons: 22
Coding region: 246-2537 (763 amino acids)
Biological process (GO): proteolysis
Cellular component (GO): plasma membrane
Molecular function (GO): metalloendopeptidase activity
Source: RefSeq, a predicted model, not a curated record
AGCCCAGAAAGGUAGGAGUGUCUGUGCGCGUGAGUCCGUGGGCAGUGUGUGUGAGGCUGCAAAUGAAAGUGUGGCACAAUGCUCUUCCUUCCUGCAUUCUUUGAGAGAAGCGCGGGGGCGUGUUGGGGCCGGUCUUCGGUGAGGGGGAAGGUGUGGCCUCACACAGGCUGCAGGUAGGCGCAGCAUAAAGUCCCGGUCACAGUGGCGAUCUGCUCGGUUACCGUGACACCGCCUGCACUGGGACAAUGAAGGGAGCGCUCCUACUGUGGGUCCUCGUCCUAAAUGCCUCGAUCGAGCCCUCAGAGAGCCGCGGCCACGACUUUGAAGACGUGAAGGACUACGAGGUGGUCCGGCCAGUCCAACUCCACUCGGUCAGGAGGCGGGAUGCAGAGCAUCUUCGGCCAGAUACCGUGAGGUAUGCCAUGACGCUGGGAGGCAGGGACAUCGAAAUGCGACUAAAGAGAAAUCACGAAUUACUCACCAAAGAUUACACAGAGACGUACUACCAAGAAGACGGGACUCGAGUCACCGCGCCUCCGGAUGACGUGGACCACUGCUACUAUCAGGGGAGCAUUGUGAAUGACAGCCAGUCCUCCGUUAGCAUCAGCACCUGUGAUGGACUCAGGGGUUACUUCAGAACGUCGGCCCAGCGGUACCUGAUUGAGCCCCUGUCUGGCGGCGACGAGGGGGACCACGCGGUGAUGACUUUUGAGGACAAGACCUCCCCCCCCGCCGUGUGCGGCGUCACCAACACCAGCUGGAGCGACGACUUCGAACCCCCCACGGGCCAGAGCCGCUCCAGGGCAGGGGGGCUAUCUAUCGUCCAGAAGCAGAAAUACAUCGAGCUCUUCAUCGUUGCUGAUAAUCGAGCGUACUUGAAGAUGGACCGAGAUCAGACCCGGCUGAGAAAGAAGAUAUUUGAAAUUGUCAACUUCGUCAACAUGGUGUACAAGCCAAUGAGGACCUUCAUUGCUCUGGUGGGGCUGGAAAUCUGGUCCAAUCGGGAUUUGUUCACCGUGACCCCCCCGGCCGGGGCCAACCUGAACGCUUUCAUGAUGUGGAGGAACACUGAGCUUCUGAAUAGGAAACAGCACGACAACGCACAAUUCCUCAGCGGUAUUGACUUUGAAGGAGCCACCGUGGGACUGGCUUACGUCGGGACUCUCUGCUCGGGUCACUCUGUUGGAGUGAUACAGGACCACAAUGACCGGGCCAUGGCAGUGGGGGCCACCAUGGCUCACGAGAUGGGCCAUAACCUGGGCAUGAACCACGACGACUCCAGCGGCUGUUCUUGUUCUGCGGACAGCUGCAUCAUGGCUGCAGCUCUCAGCUGGGACAUCCCUCGGACUUUCAGCAGCUGCAGCGGGAACGACUACGAGAAAUACCUGCUGGGCCGCAACCCCGACUGCAUGCUGAACAAACCCGACUACCGCGACCUGCAGGCUCCCUUCUUCUGCGGGAACGGCUUCCUGGAGAAAGGAGAAGAGUGCGACUGUGGCAGCGAGGAGGAGUGCACUAACCCCUGCUGCAACGCCACAAACUGCACCCUGAAGGCGGGGGCCCAGUGUGCCGAGGGCGAGUGCUGCGAGGACUGUAAGGUGUCGCCUCGGACCACGGAGUGCCGACAGAGGCGGGACGAGUGCGACCUGGCCGAGUUCUGUGACGGGCAGAGCGCCAGCUGCCCCGAGGACACCUUCGCCGUGAACGGCCUGCCCUGCGACGCGGCCCUGGGGUACUGCUACAACGGCUCGUGUCCUCAGAGGGGAGGCCAGUGUGUCAAAAUGUUCGGAGCAGGGGCCACAGAGAGCAGUUCAUACUGCUACGACCAGAACACCAGAGGAACGUACUUCGCCUUCUGCAAGCGUCCCGGAAACGAUAAUUACAUCCCCUGCCAGCGAGAGGACGUGUUUUGCGGCAAGCUCUUCUGCCACGGCGGGAAUGACAUCCCCAACUACGGCCGCAGGGUGACCGUCCGAGACUGCAAGGCCACUUUCUACGAGGACUACACCAAAGACUACGGCCAGGUGGACACGGGGACUAAAUGUGGGGAUGGAAAGGUGUGCAGCCAGAACCAGUGUGUGCAGCUCGAGACAGCGUUCAGGAACGUCAACUGUUCGGCCAAGUGCCCCGGCCACGCUGUGUGCAAUCACAGAAGUGAGUGUCAGUGUGAGCCCGGCUGGCUUCCUCCUCGAUGCGACUCCCAGGACGCGGCGUUCACAUCUCUUUCACCUGGAGCGAUCUCCGCCAUCGUGGUGGCGAUCCUCCUGGUGGCUUUAGGUGCCAUUGCCGGCGUGGCAGCAGUCAUCUGGAAAAGGCGGCAAACCCCUGCGCUGCCAACAGUGCACCCCCAGAGGAGGCCGCCGCCGGUGGACCAGCGCCCCAGCCUCGCCGCGCCACUGCAGGCCGGGAUGCGCAAACCCAAAGGAGCUCCUCCGCCGCCGCCGCCGCCUGCAGCAGGGAACAGGCCGAAGCCCCCGGGCCAGAACUACACGACUGCUCGUCAGGCUCUGAGGCCAGUGCCUCCACCGAAGGUCUGAUGUCGGAACCAGCGCCACCUUCUGGUGAACCGCACCUUUGAGCUUGUUGUUGCUGCUGGUAACAGGCAGGUUCAACAGCGUCCUGUCCCGCCCGCUCUCUCUGCAGGAGGCACAAACUGGGCUUUUGAACUGUUUCUUGCAUGCAAUGCACUGAGGACAGGGAUGUUUCUUUAGGAAUUCUUAAGGGACUUUUUUAUACCAUUGAGUUUGGGUUAGUGCUAAAAGAAACGGCCCUGAAUGUGAGCCGUGUGGGUUUUAUACAUUGUGGGUGUACAUUUCGUAAGAAUACUGACUGGAUUGAAUUGUUGAAACCGUAUACCUUCAUGAACUGCUUUGAUUAACUUGGGUCUAACAUUUCAGUCACUCGGGUGCAGGAAGGUGCAAUCAAAUCCCAAUGAACACACGCAGUGUGUGUGAGCUCUGCACUUAUCCUGCUCAUAGCUUUCGUAAUCCGCUUUUUUAAAAUGAGAAUAAAAGAUUUUUUGUAAUAUA